AUGGGUGCAGGGAUGUGGAGCGAAACGAGCGGUGGAUUUGGAUUAAGUACCCAAUUACUUGGGCGAACUGAGAACCAGGAAUUGUUGUCAUGUGACAACAAUCAAGAAAAGAUAAUUAUAACGGAAAAAGGGAAGCAAAAAAUGUUGUCUCGAGAAGCAAUUUCAAAGUGUUUUUACAUGCCAAUAAAUCAAGCAGCCAAGGAACUCAAUAUUGGGGUGACACUUUUGAAGAUAAGAUGUAGGGAUUUGGGAAUUCGAAGGUGGCCACAUAGGAAGUUAAUGAGUCUUCAAACCCUAAUCAAGAAUGUUAAGACAUGUUACCCUUGUUUCGAUGAUGAAUAUUUGCAGGAAUUGAAGAGGGGGGAAGGAAAUGGUAUGGAACAGAAGUGGAAGGAUGUGAUAGAUUCAUUAGAGGAAGAGAAGAAAAGGAUGGAGGAAAUCCCGGACAUGGAACUCGAGGAGAAAACAAAGAAAUUAAGGCAAUCUUGUUUCAAGGCUAACCACAAGAAGAGAAAGCUUAUGGGUAUGGCAGAAUUGCAGGCUUCUUUUGAUACUUACAAAUGCGAUAGUGGUCCAUUAACAUUUGUACAAUAA
Molecule: messenger RNA, 594 nt
Organism: Lycium ferocissimum
Lineage: Eukaryota; Viridiplantae; Streptophyta; Magnoliopsida; Solanales; Solanaceae
Product: protein RKD1-like
Exons: 2
Coding region: 1-594 (197 amino acids)
Molecular function (GO): DNA-binding transcription factor activity
Source: RefSeq, a predicted model, not a curated record